This is a messenger RNA of Penicillium angulare, 2721 nucleotides long. RefSeq names its product proteasome regulatory particle base subunit RPN1. Lineage: Eukaryota; Fungi; Ascomycota; Eurotiomycetes; Eurotiales; Aspergillaceae. Gene Ontology annotation, biological process: regulation of protein catabolic process; proteasome-mediated ubiquitin-dependent protein catabolic process. The record is from RefSeq and is a predicted model, not a curated record. Gene Ontology annotation, cellular component: proteasome complex; proteasome storage granule; proteasome regulatory particle, base subcomplex. The coding region runs from base 1 to 2721 and encodes 906 amino acids. The transcript is spliced from 5 exons. Gene Ontology annotation, molecular function: enzyme regulator activity.
AUGGCGAACGAGGGCGAACGGCCAACCUCCGCCGACAAGGGCAAGGGCAAGGUUGACGACGUUCGCGAACUGAACGGAAAGAAGCCACAGGGUGAUGAGAAGGCCCCCGCAGAGGGCAAGAAGAAGGAUGAGGAACCACAGGAAGAGGAGCUUAGUGAGGAAGACCAAGAGUUGAAAAAUGAGCUCGAGAUGCUGGUGGAGCGGUUAAAGGAGCCGGACACUUCCCUAUACGGACCUGCUUUGGAUGCCAUCAAGAACUUCAUCAAGACUUCGACAUCUUCCAUGACAGCUGUUCCAAAGCCCCUUAAAUUCCUCCGACCGCAUUACGAUGAACUUACAGAAGUUUACGAGAGCUGGACAGCAGGCGCCGCUAAGGAUUCGCUGGCUGAUACGCUGUCUGUACUCGGCAUGACCUACGGAGAUGAGGAGAAGCUGGAAACACUCAAGUACCGCCUGUUGGCCAAAUCCGAAGAUCUGGGCUCCUGGGGCCACGAAUAUAUUAGACAUCUGGCGCUGGAGAUUGGACAAGAAUACCAAAACCGGUUGAAUGCAGAGAAAGAGACCCAAGACUUGGUGGAUCUCGCCCUGUCACUGGUGCCUUACUUCUUGAGCCACAACGCCGAGGCCGAUGCGGUGGACCUUAUGAGUGAACUGGAGAUCAUCGAGGAGAUCCCUCGAUUUGUUGAUGAAAACACAUAUCCUCGAGUCUGCCUGUAUAUGGUGAGCAUGGUCAACUUGCUCACCUACCCCGAAGACCAGCAGUUCCUUCGUACAGCCCACGAAAUUUACGUCCGCUACAACAAACUCUCCCAAGCAAUCGUCCUUGCCAUCAGGUUGAACAACAUCGACCUUAUUAAGAGUGACAUUAACGCCACGACAGACAAGGCUCUCAAGAAGCAAAUGGCAUUCCUGGUGGCUAGGCAACAAAUUUGGCUCGACUUGGAUGAGGACGAAGAUGAUGAGGAUGCCGAGUUGCUAGCGGAUUGUCUCAACAACACCUCCAUUCCCAAACACUUCAAGUCUCUUGGAAAGGAGCUUAAUAUUUUAGAUCCCAAGAUGCCCGAAGAUAUUUACAAGACGCACCUAGAGAGCAGUCGUGGAGCAAGUCUUACCAAUCUCGAUUCAGCGCGACACAACCUUGCUAGUGCUUUUGUCAACUCUUUUGCGAAUGCUGGCUUCGGCAACGACAAGAUGAUGCUCGUAGAAGGCGAGAAGGGCCCAUGGGUAUGGAAGACCAAGGAUGACGGACAGCUAUCGACCACAGCAUCUCUCGGUAUGCUUCUGCAUCGUGACGUCGACGAAGGUCUGAACACUAUCGAUAAGUUUACGUAUGUCGAGGAAGACCAAGUGAAGGCUGGUGCUUUACUGGCAUAUGGUAUUAUGAACUCCGGUGUUCGCGUCGAAGGCGAUCCCGCCCUUGCUCUCUUGCGUGACCCGGAAAACCUUGAGGCAAAGAGCAUUCCAAUGCGGGUUGCAUCGAUCAUGGGUCUUGGUCUGGCAUACGCUGGUUCUAACAAAGAGGAACUUCUUGAAGCUCUUCUUCCUAUCGUGGAAGAUGCUUCAUUAGACAUGCAACUCUCCGCUAUGGCCGCAGUUUCCUUGGGUCUCAUUUUUGUUGGAUCAUCAAACCACCAAGUGAGCGAGGCAAUUGCGACUACUUUGAUGGACGAGGAGCGCCAGAAGCAACUGAAGGACAAAUGGACACGAUUUAUGGCUCUUGGUCUGGCACUUCUCUAUUUCGGCCGCCAAGAGGAGGUUGAUGUCAUCCUUGAUAUCCUCAAGGCUGUUGAUCACCCCAUGGCAAAACCUACAUCGGUCCUUGCUUCAGUCUGCGCCUGGGCUGGCACAGGGACUGUGCUCAAGUUGCAGGAACUCCUUCAUAUCUGUAACGACAUCAUUGAAGAGAAGGAGGAGAACAAGGGUGAUGAGCUCGUUCAAUCCUAUGCUGUUCUGGGUCUGUCGCUCAUUGCCAUGGGUGAGGAUGUUGGCCAAGAUAUGAUCCUUCGCCAGUUUGGCCACCUGAUGCACUACGGCUCCAGUAAUAUCCGCCGAGCCGUGCCUCUUGCGAUGGGUCUUAUCAGUCCUAGCAAUCCCCAGAUGAAGAUCUAUGAUACUUUAUCACGGUACAGUCACGACAAUGACAAUGAUGUUGCAAUCAACGCCAUUUUUGCCAUGGGUCUAUGCGGUGCCGGUACCAACAAUGCCCGUUUAGCCCAGCUGCUCCGGCAACUAGCAAGCUACUACCACCGCGACCAAAACUCCCUGUUCAUGGUGCGCAUUGCACAGGGUCUUCUGCAUAUGGGUAAGGGUACCAUGACCCUCAACCCCUUCCACACAGACCGACAAGUUCUCUCCCGUGUCUCGGCGGCCGGUUUGCUUACAGUGCUUGUGUCUUUGAUUGACGCUAAGCAAUUCAUUCUCGCCGAACACCACUACUUGCUUUACUUCCUUAUCACCGCCAUGUUCCCGCGAUUCCUCAUUACUCUCGACGAGGAUCUACAGCCACUCACUGUUAAUGUUCGCGUGGGUCAAGCCGUGGAUGUUGUUGGCCAGGCGGGUCGGCCAAAGACUAUUACCGGCUGGCAAACACAGAGCACCCCUGUACUGCUGUCUCAUGGUGAGCGAGCGGAGCUGGAGGAUGAACAAUACAUCCCUCUUAGCAACACACUGGAGGGCCUGGUUAUUCUACGCAAGAACCCCGACUGGGAAAGCCCCGAAUAA